ACGUGUGUCACAACAAACACGGACGUCAUUUUUGACGGACAACAGCUGCUUGGGCUAGUUGUGUAGCUAUACCCGAGGACAAUUUGUUAAAAUUUUGGGUUUUGAAUCGAUUGUCAUUCGGACCCUUGUGGCUGGAGGGUCUUGUCAGACGAAUAAAUGUCUGAUACAUCAGAACAUACCAAAAGAGAAGACAAGGAGGCGGUUACCCCUGAAACAGAGGAGCAAUCUGAUGACAGCAGUGAAGAAGCUGGAGAAGACGCAGACAUGGACUUCCUGCGGCACCUCUUCUCCAGCACUCUUGGUUUAGGUUCAGCAGAAAAAGUUCUGGAUGAACUGACUCUGGAAGGAGUAGCCCGAUACAUCCUGAGUGGCAAAUGUAAAAACAUCAUCUGCAUGGUGGGAGCAGGAAUAUCCACAUCGGCUGGGAUUCCUGAUUUCCGCUCUCCAGGAACAGGCCUAUAUGCAAACCUGCAGAAAUACAACCUACCCUACCCAGAGGCCAUCUUCCAGAUAGAUUAUUUUAAGAAACACCCUGAGCCAUUCUUCGCAUUAGCCAAGGAACUUUAUCCAGGACAGUUUAAGCCAACAAUCUGUCACUAUUUCAUAAAGCUGCUGAAGGACAAGGGGCUUCUGAGACGCUGCUACUCACAGAAUAUUGACACUCUGGAGCGUGUGGCCGGGCUGGAAGGAGAUGAUUUAAUUGAAGCUCAUGGAACGUUCUACACAUCUCACUGUGUUAGUUUCUGUUGCAAAACAGGGUAUAGCCUGGACUGGAUGAAAGAGAAGCUCUUUUCUGAUGACAUCCCAAAGUGUGACAAGUGCAACAGUCUGGUCAAACCAGAUAUUGUCUUUUUUGGAGAGAGCCUUCCUGUCCGGUUCUUUACUUCAGUGAAGACGGACUUUCCUUGUUGUGAUCUCCUCAUUAUUAUGGGAACAUCUCUGCAGGUUCAGCCGUUUGCAGGUCUAGUCAGCAGAGUUUCAAAAAGCUGUCCCCGACUGCUCAUCAACAUGGAGAAAGCAGGACAGGCCGACCCUGUAUUUGGGUUACUCGGUUUUGGAGGAGGGAUGGACUUUGACUCAGAAAAGUCCUACAGAGACGUGGCCCACAUCAGUACGUGUGAUGACGGCUGUUUGGCUCUCGCUGACUUGCUGGGAUGGAAAGUGGAGCUGGAGGACAUGGUGAAGAGGGAGCACGCUAGGAUUGACAGUCAGGACAAGAAAGAUGAGGCCAGUGAGAGUAAAGGCUCUGCAGCCAAAGCAGCUUCUGCAUCCAGUGAGAGUAAAGGUUCUGCAUCUGUGGCGCCAGAGCCUAAAAAAGAAGAGUAAUACAAUUAGAAAUCUCAGUUUUUAAGAAAAAAAAUCAAGCAAACAAAACCCUGUUGUGAUAUCGGAGACGUUUUCACCUCUUUGUUUGGAAAGGAGAUGAUUUUUUUGCUCCGACAGACGACAGCUUCUUUUUCCAUCUGUGGACAGUUAUUACUUUUGAACAAAUAUUCACAGGACUUCUGAUUUCCUCUGCUAUUAUGCUUCUGUUUAAAUGAAUUUUGCACUUUAAUUGCAUUUAUUAGAUUAAUUUUUUUUAUUUUAUUUGUUUGUAUUUGUCUCAGUUUGCUUUUUCUGGGAAGGUCCAUGCAUGAGCAGGCUCGAAUUUUAAUAGACUGCAGCAUCGUAUAACAGGAAAAUUUAUAUGCACAGCACAUUUUAGAGAGCUUUUGCAAUGCAAUAAAAUAUUCAUUAUGAAACACAACAGCCUGACAUUAAGACACAGCCUAGAAAUUUCUAUCUUUAUGCAAAAAUGUCAUCAAAAUAAUCCUGCUUUUACAAAAGACUUGAUGUUUCACAUUUGCCAAAACCAAACAGUGAGAUAUCACCUCUGUUGUAUUGAAGGCAAUCUUGAAUACGUUGUCCAUAUCUGUUUUUAACUCUUCUGACAGUGAUUUGGAAUGACACCUGAAGAAGUGCAUUUUUGUUUUGUUUUUCAAAUUUAAAUUAGAAUACUAACUUAAAUAUAAGCCCUUUGUAGUAACCGACUGUGGUAUAAAUAACGAUGACAUAACAGACAAAAAAAUGCACCUGUUUUUGCUGUUUAUCUGUAAACAUCUUAUCAAGCAUAUCACUAUUUUAGUUUUAACUGAGAAGGUGAAAUCUAAUAUGAACAGAAAUAUUUACUGAAUCUGUUUGACCAUACAGCCCUCAGAUUUAUUCUGCUCAGAUCUUAAAACAAGUUAAAGUCCAUUUUUAUAUCACAAAACACUAAUCUUUCUAUUUGGGUUUUUUUUAUUAUUAUUAUUCCUUGUCAGGUUUUUUUGGUUGGUUGGUUGGUUGGUCGGUCGGUCGGUCUGUUGGUCUGUUCUUCCCCCGUCCUCAGUCUAUAUAACAUUGUGUGGAGCAGGUAGCUCAGUGGGAUAAGGAGUUGGGAUACCUGUACAUAGACCUGAGUUUGAGUCCCGGUCACGCUACUUGUCUGUGUCCUUGAACAAGACACUUUAUCUGCAUUGUCUCAGUCCACACAGUUGUAAAUGGGUAUUGACCUUGGAUGGGGAAGUAAUCUGUGAUGGACUGGUGUCCUGACAAGGGAUGAGUAGAUUCUCAUCUGCUUCAUGCUCUUGAAUCCAGGGAUGAUGUCCGGCCCCACUGGUCCUGAGAACCUGUGUAAAAGUUAAGUCAGUGUCCCAUCGCUGAUUUUUGAUACCCGAUUGCAUACAUUUUUAGUGGCAAAAAAAAAUUUAUGUGGGAAAUAAAGCAUUAAAAAACUUUGUGCGCAAUCGGGAAUGUUUUCAACGUUUAGUGGCGUCAGGAUAAAUUGUGAUCCACAAAAAGUGAAUAGUCUGAUUUAACUAGUGCAGAUCAGGUGUAACCUUGUGUUAAAGUGGACAAGCGGUAAGUGGGAGGUACCAUUGUCUGAUCCUACUCUGCAAUAUGAGACCCAUCAAAAGUAUGUUGCAUUCUUCAAAAGAACAUGUUUUGAGAUGUCAACAGAAACAUUUUAACUUUUCGGAGAAGUGUGGGGAAACCGUGGAAGUAGCAUUUUGCGCAUGUG
Thalassophryne amazonica is the source of this 3040-nucleotide messenger RNA. RefSeq names its product sirtuin 2 (silent mating type information regulation 2, homolog) 2 (S. cerevisiae) (gene sirt2). The transcript has 16 exons. Bases 157 to 1326 code for a protein of 389 amino acids. NCBI's taxonomy places the organism in Eukaryota, Metazoa, Chordata, Actinopteri, Batrachoidiformes, Batrachoididae. The record is from RefSeq and is a predicted model, not a curated record. Gene Ontology annotation, molecular function: NAD+ binding; histone deacetylase activity, NAD-dependent.